Molecule: messenger RNA, 459 nt
Organism: Parasteatoda tepidariorum (common house spider)
Lineage: Eukaryota; Metazoa; Arthropoda; Arachnida; Araneae; Theridiidae
Source: RefSeq, a predicted model, not a curated record
AUGUUGAUGCCUAAGAAGAACCGCAUUGCCAUUUAUGAACUCCUUUUUAAGGAGGGAGUGAUGGUGGCCAAGAAGGACGUCCACAUGCCUAAGCACCCCGAGCUGGCAGACAAGAAUGUGCCCAAUCUUCAUGUCAUGAAGGCCAUGCAGUCUCUCAAAUCACGAGGCUACGUGAAGGAACAGUUUGCCUGGAGACAUUUCUACUGGUACCUAACCAACGAGGGUAUCCAGUAUCUCCGGGAUUACCUUCACCUGCCCCCUGAAAUCGUGCCUGCCACCCUGCGCCGCAGUCGUCCUGAGACUGGCAGGCCGCGGCCCAAAGGUCUGGAAGGAGAGCGACCUGCAAGACUCACAAGAGGGGAAGCCGACAGAGACACCUACAGACGAAGCGCUGUGCCCUCUGGUGCCGACAAGAAAGCCGAGGCCGGGGCUGGGUCAGCAACCGAAUUCCAGUUUAGA